GGCACAGCCACGCCCCUUACCGGGUCUCUGUGGAGCUGUGGCCGCGCUGGCUUCGAGCAUCACUACCCUGGCAGGCUGGGGGACUGCGAGGCUGCAGCUCGGGCGGGCAGCUCCGGAGAGGACAUGUCCAACGAUGACGAUGCCGCCCCCACUGUGGCAGAGGCAGCAGGUGACACCCACCUGCUGGGCUUCUCAGAUGAGAUCCUCCUGCAUAUCCUGAGCCACGUCCCCAGCACAGACCUGGUUCUCAACGUGCGGCGCACCUGCCGGAAGCUCUCGGCCCUGUGCCUGGACAAGAGCCUGGUGCACACCGUGCUGCUGCAGAAAGACUACCAGGCCAGUGAAGCCAAGGUGAAGCAGCUGGUGAAGGCGAUUGGCCGGGAGAUCCAGCAACUGAACAUGGCGGGCUGCUAUUGGUUGUCCGGCUCCACCAUCGAGCACGUGGCCCGCUGUCACAGCCUGGUGAAGGUGAACCUGUCGGGCUGCCACCUCACCUCCCUGCGACUGUCCAAGGUGCUCUCGGCCCUGCAGCACCUGCGCUCGCUGGCCAUUGACGUGAGCCCCGGCUUCGAUGCCAGCCAGCUGAGCAGCGAGUGUAAGGCCACGCUGAGCCGCGUGCAGGAGCUGAAGCAGACGCUCUUCACGCCGUCCUACGGUGUGGUGCCCUGCUGCGCCAGCCUGCAGAAGCUGCUGCUCUACUUCGAGAUCCUGGACCGCACCCGCGAGGGCGCCGUCCUCUCGGGCCAGCUCAUGGUGGGCCAGAGCAAUGUGCCCCACUACCAGAACCUACGUGUCUUUUAUGCACGCCUGGCCCCUGGCUACAUCAACCAGGAGGUGGUGCGACUCUACCUUGCCGUGCUCAGCGACCGAACGCCUGAGAACCUGCACGCCUUCCUCAUCUCCGUCCCUGGCAGCUUCGCCGAGAGCGGCGCCACCAGGAACCUGCUGGACUCCAUGGCCCGCAAUGUGGCCCUGGACGCCCUGCAGCUGCCCAAGUCCUGGCUGAACGGCUCCACCCUCCUCCAGCACAUGAAAUUCAACAACCCCUUUUACUUCAGCUUCAGCCGCUGCACGCUCUCAGGCGGGCACCUCAUCCAGCGGGUCAUCAACGGGGGGAAGGACCUGCGCAGCCUGGCCAGCCUCAACCUCAGCGGCUGCGCGCACUGCCUGUCCGCGGACUCGUUGCUCCGGAAGGCGGAGGACGACAUUGACAGCAGCAUCCUGGAGACGCUGGUGGAGUCCUGCUGCAAUCUCCACCACCUCAAUCUCUCAGCAGCCCACCACCACAGCCCCAACGGCCCAGGCCGCCACCUCUGCCAGCUCCUGGCCCGCCUGUGCCACCUCCGUUCCCUCUCUCUGCCUGUCUGCUCUGUGGCUGACUCAGCACCCAGGCCUGACCGGGCCCCCGCCCCGCCGGCCAUGCACGCCGUGCCCCGUGGCUUUGGCAAGAAGGUGCGCAUUGGGGUGCAGACCUGUCCCAACCCCUUCGUGGGCCAGUCGGGCCCGCAGCCUGCCUCUGUGUUCUGGUCUCUGCUGAAGAAGCUCCCGUUUCUGGAGCAGCUGGAACUGAUCGGGUCCAAUUUCUCCUCAGCCAUGCCCCGCAAUGAGCCCGCCAUCCGCAACUCCCUACCCCCCUGCAGUCGGGCGCAGAACGUCGGGGACUCCGAAGUAGCCGCCAUCGGCCAGCUGGCCUUCCUGAGGCACCUGACACUAGCCCAACUGCCAGGCAUGCUGACAGGCUCUGGACUAGUGAGCAUUGGCCUCCAGUGCCAACAGUUGGAGUCCCUGUCGUUAGCCAACCUGGGCAUGAUGGGGAAGGUGGUGUACAUGCCUGCUCUUGCCGACAUGCUGAAGCACUGCAAGCGGCUCAAAGACCUGAGGCUGGAGCAGCCCUAUUUCAAUGCCAACGCACAGUUCUUCCAAGCGCUGGGCCAGUGCUCUUCUCUGCAGCGCCUGUGCCUGGUGUCUCGCAGCGGCACCCUGCAGCCAGAUGCUGUGCUGGCCUUUAUGGCCCGUUGCCUGCAGGUCGUCGUGUGUCAUAUGUUCACCGGAGAAUCCCUCACCGCCUGCAAGAGCCUACAGCAGUCUCUCCUCCGGAGUUUCCAGGCUGAGAGGCCUGCGUUGAACGUCGUCAUCUUCCCCCUGCUCCAUGAGGGCCUGACAGACGUCAUCCGAGAUGUCCCCAUGGUGCACCUGGACGAGAUCACCUUAUUUAAAAGCAGAGUGGCUGAGGAACCACCAAACCUGUGGUGGUGAGAGGGCUGCCUUGCCCGCCACU
Messenger RNA from Acomys russatus (golden spiny mouse), 2278 nucleotides. It is a transcript of the gene Fbxl18, whose product is annotated as F-box and leucine rich repeat protein 18. Gene Ontology annotation, molecular function: protein binding. Gene Ontology annotation, cellular component: SCF ubiquitin ligase complex. NCBI's taxonomy places the organism in Eukaryota, Metazoa, Chordata, Mammalia, Rodentia, Muridae. Gene Ontology annotation, biological process: SCF-dependent proteasomal ubiquitin-dependent protein catabolic process. The coding region runs from base 124 to 2256 and encodes 710 amino acids. The record is from RefSeq and is a predicted model, not a curated record. The transcript has 5 exons.